GGCACCAGGUGCACAAGGAAUUUCACUGUGAUCAAUAUUCUGUGUAUAAUUAAAUAGACUGUGCAUGACAAAGCUGCCUAGUUAUAGGUCUAUAAGGAUAAGGCUACAUCAAAGGAUGUGCAAUGUUUGGCAGGAAAAUGAUAUCACAGCAUGGAAAGGAAACUUGUUGUUUGGAAUGAAUUGUGGUUUAUUCAUGAUAACGGUGUAUACAAUCUUGAAACUGUGUGCAAAACUCUUCUGAGGUCCGUUGGUAACACCUAUUGAUUGAGUUAGUUGGUGGAUGGAUGUAUGCAUACCUGUGUUCGCUGUGACGACUCGUAAGUUCCAACAUUGGGCGUCCUGUUAGCCAUGUUGAAUUGUUCCAGGAGUCGCUUUGAAAAUUUUAGGGUUUGGUCGUCAAGUGGAAUAUAACAUCUGUGUUAUGCUGUCUCAAGGAUAAUGCAGAGUCUACUUGAAAUUUUCAUAAUUUAAGGAUAUUUCAUGUGUGCUGGAUGUAGAUAUGUUGUUACAAGAAUAGUAAGUGCAAGAAUUGAAUAGCCCAACAAAGUUAUAUCACUUGUCCUGGAUUCCUAACCAUUUUUUUUUAAAUGUGACAUAUCAAAAACAAGGAGGAUUAAUUUGGCAAUAGACAUUUUGUGCAUACAAAUCUACAACAGUUUUGACCAUAAACUUCCAAAAGCUCCACUAAGUUGUGAUAUCAAGAACACCAAGCAAGGAAAGCAGUGCAUUAAAUCACUAAUUGACUGUAUGGUUUGAUGUAACUUAAGAAUAACCUUUCACCUCUUUUUGCCUCCAAGUCAUAUCAGUGUCAUGGAUAAAAUAUUUUCAAAUGACUUCUUCAGGUAAUAAUUGCACAAAUAUUGGUCAAAUGUGGAAAAAUAUUUGUGUAAGCUUUUCAGCGGAGUUGUUUUAAUUGUGUGCUGGGGGAAACCUUGAGGCGAUAGCGGUGUGAUUCUCAGCGGACAUUAAUUCAAAGAUAAACAAUCUUGGGAUGAUUUCUGUCGCCAAAUAUUAAGUCAUUGGAUAUGGAUCGCAGUGUACAUAUGCAUCACGGCGCCCCUUCAGGGGUUGCCGCCUCGCCAAAUACUCGCCAACUGACAAACAGACAUUGGCCGGAUGCGUUCGGAUUUGGAUUAUGGGGUACUGGUCCGUGUUUUGUCAUCAGUGUUGAAAAAGGGAGCGUCGCCCAUAAAGCUGGGAUACUCCCAGGUGAUCAGUUGUUGGAAAUUGAUGGACAUGAUGUUGCUAAUAUGUCAAUAGAUGCAGUCAAGACUUUAGCCCGCCAUAGCGCGACGGUGCCACCAACAGUUGGAGUUGUGACACGACUUCAGCAUUUAGAGAUUGUUCCAAAUCGCCAACUGGGAUAUGGAUUUACUGUGAGCGGAUCCAAGCCAGUUGUUGUCCAGUCGAUUAACCCAUUUGGGCCGGGAUACCAGUCUGGCGUGAGAGAAGGUGAUCUUGUACUUGAAGUCAAUGGCCACUAUGUCCGUACAUGCGAGGCCGUACAGACAUUGCUUGCCUCUCACUAUGGAAAGAUGGUCCUUGGUAUCCUGGCAUUCGAGAAGGCAGUGGGGACUGAGAAUCAACUGGGGGUGCCGCUGAAUGAUGUCAGGAUGAAGUCCCCUGGCAGUAGGGUGAAGAAAGCUAGGGACUUGUUUGGAAAGAUGAAUGAUAUGUUGGGGAGAGAUUAUGAAAAGAAAAUGGCGGUUGUUGGGGUCCUCAAGCAAUAUGCUGAGGACCGCAACGUUGAGAGGCUGAGUCGGGCUUUGGCGCUUUUACUUAACUCGUCCAAGCAUAGACGACUUAUAAAAGAAGUGAGGCCCUUUAUCCCUGUCAAACAUCGUAAUAUGUUCGAUACGAUCCUCGACAAUGACCCCAACUCUACCGACCUCUCUUCCAAUGAUCAGACAGCAUCGCUUAGAGUCAAAUCAAGAAGUCGCACCCCUGAUCUGACACAGGGGGACAUUAAGACAGUUACAGUUGAUAGAAAAGAUGGAAGUUUUGGCUUCAUCCUUCGAGGUUCAAAUCCAGUUUACAUAGAAUCUGUAGAUAUCAAUGGUGCGGCAGACAGGGCUGGGUUAAAGGCAGGCCACUGUAUCCUCAGAUUGAAUGGACUGGAUGUCAGAAAAUGUGGUCAUGCGCACCUGGUAAAACUCCUCCAGGGAAGUGGUAACCGGCCGACAUUUGAAGUGAUGAAGAUGGUAGAUAGGGAAGGUAUUCCUAUCCGUCCUGGAAGUGCGGCCUCAUCCGAUACCGCAUCCACCUCAAGUUAUGACGAGUCCUCAUCCUGGCUGAAGGAAACAAGUCGUAUUGUAGACAAGGAUGGGAGAACGUUUAAGCAAAGGGCAGAUCAUUUGUUGACAAAGAGAGAGAAAGAUAAUCUAAGAAGAUCCUUGACAAGAUACAAUAAUACAAGAGAUGUUGCAACAUUCUUUGAUGAUGUUACGCGGGUGUUCGACACGCCAUCUAAGACAACAUUGUGGAUGUUCCUCAUCCCGAAGCUGACCAAUGAACACAGGGAUUAUUGCCUGCAACGCAUCAAUGUCCCAAGGGAGCUACUGCUCGAUGUGUAUCCGUUGGAUCAGCGGUCCAGACUUCGACAAUCGGCCAAGAAAUCGCCUGCCACUAACGAGGAUGAAGAAAUAGAAGAGAGGAAUCCCUUCUUGUUGUCAAUACCUGGGGACACCCCAUUAGAUAGGGAUCGUGGUUCGAUCAGUUCGCAUGGCUCAGGUGGCUCUUCAAUGUCAUGGAUGGCAGACGUCAGGGAGAUGAACCAUGUUGGAUCGUUCAAACAGCAACUAGAGUACCUCCUCACUUCUAGAGAAAGACUGGAGUUGAAAAAUGCACUACAGAUUUAUACCAGAAAUAGGAGUGUUGAUAAUCUUAUCGAAGAUGCAUCAGUGAUCCUUGAUACUCCGUCGAAGCGGACACUUUGGUUGUACAUCAUACCAUUGCUUCCUGACGAACACCAGGAGGUCUGUCGAGCGACACUCAGUAUUCCUGUUAAUCUUGUCAACCCUGCAGUGCAGGGUGGUAUUACCAGCUCAUAUACCUCAGAUAGUGAACCAAGUCAGUCACAGUCCAUGUCUGAAUGUUCAUCAGUAUCAGAGGAGAAUAACAUCACAAACUUUAAGCCAGCUCAUCCCCAGGAUGGUGACGUCAUGUUCCAUUCUGAAGAUGACUUCAAUUUCAGACGUAGAAAACCAGUUUUGGUUGGUAAAGCAGCUGCAUUAUUGAAGGGGGAUGCAGGGGAUCGAUUGUCAUUGGGAUCCUCCGAAGAUAUUCACAGUCUCCGCAGUUACCAGUAUUCACCCCACUCACCGUCCUAUGGAUCCCGAUUCUGGAGGUCGACGCCCAGCCUCGCUCAUGUCGAUGAGCCGAAGAUCCAACCAAGCAACUCACAGAAUCAAAAUCGCUCCCUGGUGUCACCGACAUCACCAAGAGUGAAUGGCCAUGGUGACCAACUUCUUUCCAUUGAUGACAACUUCCUACUUCAAGCACCAAGGAAUGGAACGCUCAGCCAGCAUGAUCUUGACCUUCCACGCCCAAUCUCUAGCUACAGGGUUCAGGAAAUAGAUGAGGAUGACCCACGAUUGGAGGAUAUUCUGCCCCAAGGGGUCAGGGAUGUUGAGGGAAAGGUUGUGAUAGUGCAGACAAACAUUCCACCUCAGCCCCAUCAUGGGCCGCUGAUGAGCACCCAUAUAAAUCCAGUCCAUAGUCCAGCACAUCAUAUUCAUAGUCCAGUCCAUCAAAAUGUACAAAGUCCAAUCCAUGGUCAAAAUGUGAUGUAUUUACCGAACUCGCAAAGUCCAAAGACCAGUCAUAUUGGGAGUUUGAGUCCUACGAGUAGUGUCAGUCAUGCCUAUAGCUUACAGUCAAGUCCACAGCAGUCCAGUCAUACAUCUCCAUAUCAUUCUCCUCAUCAUCAGAGUCCACUGCCAGUCCAUUCUCAUCAGUCCACUCCAGUCCAUGCCAGGUUCAAUAUGGGAAGUCCGUCCCAUGGAGACCAUUCACAGGACAGUCCAUAUAUAUCAGCUCAUCCUCACCACAUUCUUCCAGAGGACGGUGCAAAUAUGAACUCUCAAAACAGUCCGUAUCAUGGGGGACAUCCGUCAAACGGAUCUAAUCAAAAUCUUCCAUACAAUGUCCACACGUAUAACGAACAUCCGCUUAGCCGACAAGAUCAAUCGCAUCCUUCCGGACCAUACGAAUCGUAUCCAUAUCAUCCGCCGCCUUUUCCGUUACCGGAGCACAAAGGUGACGACACCUGUCCUCAGUGCGGAUCACAUCCCAAACAAAUCCACCCCACGAAUGGUGCCAAAGCCUCAUCAGCAGGAUCUGAUGUGAAGUCCUUGUUAUCGUCGCAGGAUUCUUUCAUAGAGAAAGCCAAAGAUGCGAUACAAGCGCUAGACGAUGCUGUUGCAGCAGAAUCUGAUGACGACUCGAAUGACUCUCAGAAGGACACGAUACGCGGGAAUGUGCCAAUGCCACCUCCACCUCCUCCCCUUCCUCCAGUGCCACCACCAUUGCCCAAACAUCUCAAGUCGGAGCAAAAAGAGAACUACCCGAUGUACGUGAAGCGUCUGAACUGGGAGAAGCUUGACAUUUCAGAUAUGAAGGAGACAGUUUGGGGACAGCUUGGAGACACUGGUUAUCUGCAGGAUGUAGUCAAGUAUUUAGAACUGGAGCACAAAUUUAGUACCAAAAGAACAGAAAUUGUUUCCAAAGCUACUCGGGUCAACAAAAAUCAAGUGAACAUCCUGAAUGCAAAGAAAGCUUAUAAUACUUCCAUUUUACUUGGGCAUCUAAAGAUGUCUGUCAGUGACUUAAAGAACGCCCUCUAUCGGAUGGAUGAGGAGAUAUUCACCCCAGAGUUGAUACAGCAGAUGCUCGCAUAUGCUCCCAAUGAAGAAGAAAUUGAGAAAUAUGACCAUUACAAUGGGCUCACAGGGGACUUGAGUAAACCGGAUCAGUUUUGCUUUGAGAUGAGCCGAAUGCCAGGCUAUACACAGAAACUAAAAGCAAUGUUAUUCAAGGCGAACUUUGCUGAAAAGGUGGAGGAGUUAAAAGAGACACUAAAUUGUAUCAAGAGGGCUUCCCAAGAAUUACUCGGCAGUAAAAAGUUAAAGAAAAUGAUAGAGAUGGUGCUUGCAAUGGGUAACUACAUGAACAAAGGCAAUAGUCGGAUUGGGGAGGCAUCUGCCUUCAAGAUCACCUAUCUUUCACAGCUCGAUACUACCAAGACGACUGAUGGGAAGGCCACUUUCCUUCAUGUACUCAGCAAAGGCUUCAUAAAAAGGUUUCCAGAAAUUACAACAUUGCGUGAUGAGUUGCCUAGUAUUGCCAGUGCUUCCAAAGUGCGAUACUGUCCAAGGGUUAACAGUGUUACUGGGACAAGAAUGCCAGAUUUCUGCAUAUCUACCAUGACCAUUGUCAAGGGCAAAAUAAGAAUGACCAGCGAUUCCAUUGCCCAAGAAUUAAAUGACUUGAAGAAAGUGUUACAGGAGAUUUCGAACAAUGUCAACAAGUACAAUGCAUUCAAUGCUGUCGUCAAGGACAGAUUCCAGGAGGUCAUGGGAUUUUUCAUAUCGAUAGCUUCUGAUGAGAUCCAGGGAUUAUAUGCCAUGCAAACCUUGACUGUAGCUGAAUUCCAUACCAUGCUGAAGUAUUUUGGUGAAGACCCAGAUAGUUCAACUGCCAAUGACAUCUUCAAGAUAUUUGCUGAUUUCCUUGCGAAAUUUGAGAGAGCUCAUCAAGAGAAUCUCAUGCAUGAACGACAUCACUAGAAGAAAGUGACGGGGACUUCGCUUGCAUCCCGGUCGGUCAUUGAAGAGGAUACCUGGCAAAAGGACACAUAACCCUUAUUAUGAAACUUUUGGGAUCUAUGGCAGAACUCUCUUGGAAGACUGACUUUGUUACCUGAAGAAUGGACAGACUUUCUAAGUUUGCAUCUCAAACAUUCUAAAUAUUGAAGAAGAACGAGCACUCAGUGAUGCGUGAAGUCCUGCGCCUUGAAAACCUUGAGUAUAGACAUUACGGAAUAUUUGAUAUCUGUUCGUAAAUCCUAGUGAUUUUCAAGUGAGGUCAUUGCAGUGUUUAUGAUCAUAAUGUACAGAUUGUCUGAAUAUUCAUUCAUUUAUUGACAGAAUUUUUGUAUUUACCCAAAGUACAUUCGAUGAAUCUUAUUGUUAGAUGCUUUAAUGACUUUAAAUAGAUAUGGCGAGGGAAAGGCUGAGAAUGUAACCCUGUGAGGUAGGUCAGUGACAACUGGCACAGAAGCUUCCAACAUUUCACAAGCAAUUCGAAAUAUGGUGAAGGACUUUGCUCUCAUGUGUCGCUCCUGUGCCUCAUGUCACUGGGUCAGGGGCUUUCAAUAAAGUAUGUAUACACUAAAGUUGCCCUCCCCCUCCUAAUGCAAAAGCAAAAAAAGUGAAAUGUUGGUCUUUGACAACUAAUCAGUCCACUCCCGUCCAGUGUAUACAAACUUUAUGGACGGCCCCUAAAGCACCUCGCAAACAAGCAAUUUAGAUCGCAGGUUGCAAUGAUUUAAAUCCCUUGUUUGCAGGGUGCUUGAUUGAAUUGUGAUUUGCGUGACUGUGAUGUUAUAUUGCACCCAAAAACUAUACCAUUCUACUUCAGACGAUGUAUAAAAGGUUGUUUUUGUACAAGUGGUUUUAUCUCACUGAUGGUAAAGUUUGUCAUGAGACAAGUCCCCUACUUAAGAAAUUUCACCCAGUCAAAUAUCAUGCCAUUGACUGCUCAGUGAUCGAGAAAUAAUUCUCGAGGUUCCUUGAGAGGGGCUUUGUUAUUAGCAACAUUUUAGCAAUUUUUCAUUUAUUUUUGUCCAAGUUGUCUAAGAUUGUGACUAAACUUCACUAUCAGGUUUUGCGGUGAAAGUGUUUUAUUACUACGCCUUACUUCCUCAGUUUCACUCCAGAAAGAAGCCCUGGACAUUUGCACUCGCUGCAUGCACAAUUAAUGACAAAUGACACUUUUGUCUAAAAUGUUUGAUUUGCAAUGUAUUUGUGAUGGAAAAUCUCACAACUGUUGGUGUCCUUUUCCAACUAGGAUUUCAGUAUCAGUGAUUUACUAGAGACCCUUUUUGAAGACCAGAAGUUGGGUCAAUCAGUUGCAGCUUGAAGGGACCUCCAACUAACAGAGAUUUUCCUGAUUGUGUAUAUUUGCUGCUAAUUUCAUGUUCUUUCUGCCAUUUUUUUACUUUUCUAUGAAAAUGUACAGUAGAUUGUAUGUAUACUAAAGAUUAUCUUUUCACUUUAUAAAUGGUUUAGGGUGUUUGGCAACUUUUUAAAGAAUAUAUAGUCAACCAAAUUUUGGUGAUGGUAAAAUUAUAUCAGGCUAUGGGUGUAAAGUAUACCCAUGCAUGUGUACAUGUAGGUUUGAUUGUAAAUUCGAAAACACCUUGGUUAAUGUACCACUGUUUACAGUGUAUAAUGUGCUUUGCCUUGUUUUGGCAGCAGGGAUUCAGAUAUAAGAGAGGUUGUGCAUUGUCCCGACUCCCACUUCCAAUACAAGUUGAACUCAAAAUGUGUGUUUGUGCACCUUGCAUUAGUGAGUUUCAGCAAAUUGAAAAUUUGUUCCUGUAUGAUGACAUAUCCAUAUCGAUUUUCUGUAUGUUAUAUGGGAUUCUCCACUCAACUGUAGGUAUAGACUCAGAUACAGAUACAUCACAAGUGUAUAAAAUUUGCACCAGCCAAAAUUCUCCCUAUUAUCUUCAGUAAUAUUGUUUUGUAACAUAUGUCAUCAUGAUAGCGGUAGAAGGCAUCAUGAAGCUCAAUUUAGUGACAAGAUUUCACUCCCUUUCUUUGCAUAAUAUUGUG
Lineus longissimus is the source of this 7838-nucleotide messenger RNA. Its product is annotated as delphilin-like. Gene Ontology annotation, molecular function: protein binding. The transcript is spliced from 31 exons. Bases 1026 to 5786 code for a protein of 1586 amino acids. NCBI's taxonomy places the organism in Eukaryota, Metazoa, Nemertea, Pilidiophora, Heteronemertea, Lineidae. The record is from RefSeq and is a predicted model, not a curated record.